GGCACCUGGACGCGGCAGCGGCACCACCGCCCGCCCGGGAGGAGGCGGAGGCGGAGGCGGGGGGGGAGCGGAGCGGAGCCGCCGCGCGCUGCCGCAUGUGCCUGGAGCGGAGCCGGAGCGGGCAGCGCGAGCCAUGGCGGAGCAUGGCGCCCCGGCGCCCGCCAUCCCCAACGGCGAGUGCGCCGCCCGCGUCCCCGGCAACAAGGUGACCGUCGUGCUGGGGGCCCAGUGGGGCGACGAGGGCAAAGGCAAGGUAGUGGACCUGCUGGCGCAGGACGCCGACAUCGUCUGCAGGUGCCAGGGAGGCAAUAAUGCAGGGCAUACAGUUGUUGUGGAUUCUGUGGAGUAUGACUUUCAUCUUCUGCCAAGCGGGAUCAUCAAUCCAAAAGUCACUGCAUUCAUUGGAAAUGGUGUCGUAAUUCAUUUGCCAGGACUCUUUGAAGAAGCUGAAAAAAACUUAAAGAAAGGAAAAGGGCUAGAAGGCUGGGAAAAAAGACUAAUAAUUUCUGACAGGGCUCAUAUUGUAUUUGAUUUCCACCAAGCUGCUGAUGGCAUCCAAGAACAACAGAGGCAAGAACAAGCAGGAAAGAAUUUGGGAACUACCAAAAAAGGAAUUGGUCCAGUAUAUUCUUCAAAAGCAGCUCGAAGUGGACUCAGAAUGUGUGAUCUUGUUUCUGAUUUUGAUGAAUUUUCUGAGAGGUUCAAAGUGUUAGCCAAUCAGUACAAAGCGAUAUAUCCUACCUUAGAGAUAGAUAUUGAAGGGGAAUUGAAAAAGCUCAAGGGCUGCAUGGAAAAAAUAAAACCAAUGGUAAGGGAUGGUGUUUAUUUCAUGUAUGAGGCUUUACAUGGACCACCAAAGAAGAUCUUAGUAGAAGGUGCAAAUGCAGCACUGCUGGACAUUGAUUUUGGCACAUAUCCUUUUGUGACUUCAUCAAACUGCACAGUUGGAGGUGUGUGUACAGGUCUGGGCAUGCCACCGCAGAAUGUCGGGGAAGUGUAUGGAGUUGUGAAAGCAUAUACAACAAGAGUUGGAAUCGGUGCCUUUCCUACAGAACAAAAUAAUGAAAUUGGAGAAUUGCUGCAAACGAGAGGUAAAGAGUUUGGCGUUACCACUGGUAGAAAAAGAAGAUGUGGCUGGCUGGACCUUGUGUUACUUCGAUAUGCCUACAUGAUUAAUGGAUUUACUGCAUUGGCACUUACCAAAUUGGAUAUCUUGGAUGUAUUUCCAGAAAUCAAAGUUGGUGUUGCAUACAAAUUAGAUGGUGAAAUCAUACCUCAUUUUCCUGCCAACCAGGAAGUCUUAAAUAAAGUAGAGGUUCAGUAUGAGACACUCCCAGGAUGGGAUACAGACAUAUCAAAUGCAAGGACAUUUGAUGAGCUGCCUGUAAAUGCACAAAAUUAUGUUCGCUUUAUAGAAAUGGAGUUGGGUGUUCCUGUUAAAUGGAUUGGAGUAGGGAAAUCCAGGGAAUCAAUGAUCCAGCUGUUUUAAAGAUUUCAGAUGCAUGGAAGAAAGCACACUCCUCAAAAGACUGCUCAUUCUUAAAUGCAUUAGUAGCCCGCAAAGCAAAGAUGUUGGAAAGAUAGAUUUUUGCAUGGAAAGAAAUGCUAGAGUUGAUACCCCCAAAUCAAUCGCUACUCCUGAAAGAGACUUUUAACAUGAACCUGUAUCAAUUCUUGUUCUACUGCAAUUUCCAGGACACUUGUCAUUGUUGUUCAAGGUGCCAUCACAUUAUUUUUUUUUUCUUUACCUAAUAUUUACUUCAUAAUGUAAUUCCUGUUUGAAAAUCUAAAGUAGCAUUACUUUCAUGACUGUUUGUCUUUGUUAUCCUCUCUCUGCUUUUGGCGGUGUUACUUCCCUGAAAUUUUAGACAGUAAAAAUAAUGCAGUUUUGCACAGAUAGUUUUACAUCCUCAUUAUUUGUAUUCCUAAAGCUGUUGUAUUCUUAAUGGCUGCUCUUGUGAGUGAUUAAAGAGGGGGAUUCUGAUUUUAUAAUGCUAUAAAUGCUGUCUAAAUUAUUGUGUGAUCUGUUUUUUUUAAAAAAAGGAUGUGAUACCAAGUUGUUAAGAAUGUCCAGGUUUUUUUAGCUGUAUAACACAGAAACUUACUCUUUGUAACUCACAGAGGAUACUCAAGUGUUUACCAGGAAGUGUGCCCAGAAAGUUAGAAAAUUGAUAUUGUAAAAAGUUCAUUUGCGAUUAUUAAAGAAGCGUUCUGAUUUUGAGUUAAA
Messenger RNA from Harpia harpyja (harpy eagle), 2227 nucleotides. RefSeq names its product adenylosuccinate synthase 2 (gene ADSS2). The record is from RefSeq and is a predicted model, not a curated record. Bases 134 to 1489 code for a protein of 451 amino acids. Gene Ontology annotation, biological process: IMP metabolic process; 'de novo' AMP biosynthetic process. Gene Ontology annotation, molecular function: adenylosuccinate synthase activity; GTP binding. The transcript has 13 exons. Gene Ontology annotation, cellular component: cytoplasm. NCBI's taxonomy places the organism in Eukaryota, Metazoa, Chordata, Aves, Accipitriformes, Accipitridae.